UCCGUCCUAAAUCAGUAUAUGAAAUUGACCUCAGGAAAUGAUUGUUGUCAGGAUAGUGAAUACCUCGAAUCCUCUCCUGAAGAAGUAGGAUUUAUUCAGUCACCUGAGAAACCUCCUGAAGUGCUCAUGUGUCAAGGUGACCCAGAGGGACAUCCAAAAAGUAAAUUUGUAACGAUGGUUUCUACGAGUAAUAAAAGUGGGAAACCUAGUCAGAACUCUGAGCCUGCUGCACAUCAAAUAAUCCACUCUGGAGAGAAACCUUAUGAAUGUAAACAAUAUGGAAAGGCUUUCACACAGAGGAGUCAACUUACUGCACAUCAGAGUAUCCGUACUAGAGUCAAACUUUAUGAUUGUGAACAAUGUGAAAGGACUUUCAUAGAUGAGGGCUCUCUUGCUGAGCAUCAGAGCAUCCACACUGAAGAGAAACCUUAUGAAUGUAAACAAUGUGGAGAGGCUUUCACACAGAGGAGUCAACUUACUGCACAUCAGAGUAUCCAUCCUAGAAUCAGACUUUAUGAGUGUAAACAAUGUGGAAGGACUUUCAUAGAUGAGGGCUCUCUUGCUGAGCAUCAGAGCGUCCACACUGGAGAGAAACCUUAUGAAUGUAGAUACUGUGGAAAACUUUUCAAACAGAGGAAACGGGUUACUAUACAUGAGAGAAUCCACACUGGAGAGAAACCUUUUAAAUGUAAACACUGUGGAAGGGCUUUCAGAGAGAGUGGUACGCGUUCUUUACAUGAGAGAAUCCAUACUGGAGAGAAACCUUUUAAAUGUAAAUACUGUGAAAAGGCUUUCAGAGCCAGAAGCUUGCUUUCUACACAUGAGAGAAUCCACACUGGAGAGAAACCUUAUGAAUGUAAACACUGUGGAAAGACUUUCAAAGAUAAGAGCUCUGUUGUCACUCACCAGAGAAGUCACACUGGAGAGAGACCUUAUGAAUGUAAAUACUGUGGAAGGGCUUUCACACAUGGUGGCCAUCUUAAGAAACAUCAGAGAAUCCACACUGGAGAGAAACCUUAUGAAUGUAAGAACUGUGGAAAGACUUUCAUACAGAGUGUUCAGCUUUUUAUACAUCAGAGAAUCCACACUGGAGAGAAAUCUUUUCAAUGUAAAGUGUAGAAAAUCUUUCACAGAUAGCAGCUCUCUUGCUCAACAUCAGAGCAUCCACAUUGGAUAGAGACUUUGCGAAUAUCGUUCAUUUGGAUAGACUUUCAUAUGAAGCUCUACAGUUGCCACUUUUAGAUUAUUUAACUUAAGAAGAUCCACACUUUAGAGAAACCAGGAAUAUGAUGAACAUGGUAAAUCUUUCAGGCAAAUCCCAAGGAAGAUUUCCUUUUUGAUAGAAAUCUUAUUAGUUAUUAAUUAGGAAAGACAUUGAAAUGAAGACUUCAGAGCAUGUUCAAUAUGAGAAAAUAUCUUCUGACCAGAUUAGUUCCAGAUGGAUUCCGUCUAGAAAGCCUUUCAGCCAGAGAUCAUAUCUUACUUCAUACCAGAGGAUUCACAGUGCAGAAAAACCUAAUGAAUGUGCUCAAGUUGUAUGUGUUUUCCUCAAGAGGAUGAUCACUAUCAUUUAGGGAAAUACAAAUUAUAAUACAGCUGAGGGAUCACCUCAUAUUUAUUAUAUUUGCUAUUAUGUCAGAAAAAGAAAGUGACAAAGGUUGGAGAGGGUGGGAAAAUUGAGAUACUAAUGAACUGUUGAGUGGAGUUAUGAAAUGAUUCAGCCAUUCUGGAGAGAGCAAUUUGGAACUAUGUCCACAGAGCAUUAAAAAACAAAAAGGAAAAGGUGUA
Messenger RNA from Gracilinanus agilis (Agile Gracile Mouse Opossum), 1788 nucleotides. RefSeq names its product zinc finger protein 239-like. The record is from RefSeq and is a predicted model, not a curated record. Gene Ontology annotation, molecular function: RNA polymerase II cis-regulatory region sequence-specific DNA binding; DNA-binding transcription factor activity, RNA polymerase II-specific. Bases 19 to 1119 code for a protein of 366 amino acids. NCBI's taxonomy places the organism in Eukaryota, Metazoa, Chordata, Mammalia, Didelphimorphia, Didelphidae. The transcript has a single exon. Gene Ontology annotation, biological process: regulation of transcription by RNA polymerase II.